Messenger RNA from Cavenderia fasciculata, 1047 nucleotides. RefSeq lists its product as uncharacterized. Lineage: Eukaryota; Evosea; Eumycetozoa; Acytosteliales; Cavenderiaceae. The coding region runs from base 1 to 1047 and encodes 348 amino acids. The record is from RefSeq and is a predicted model, not a curated record. The transcript is spliced from 2 exons.
AUGGGAGAUAGUGUUGUAAUGUAUUUGUCAUUUGACAAGAAUAUGCUUGCAAAUGAUUAUGUUAAUCCAAAGUGGAGUGAAGAGACCAAAGGCAAGAUUAUAGAGACUAUUGCCAAGCAAGAACAACAAGAAAAGGAAAAGGUUCAACCCAACGCCUUUGAAGAGGCCGCCAACCCAUUUGGUUUUGGAGGAGGCAGAAUCAGAGUACAGAAAAAGGAUGAGCCUGUCAACAAGGCACUUGCCAAGUUCCACCAAGACAGUGGGUUCCUCGAUGUCAUGUCAUACAGCCAUUCAGUGGGUCAACGUAACAGUUGGGGUAGAAGAGCAAGCAGAUAUAAAAGAUUAGCUCCACAAGAUGAUGAUGAUGAACAUGGUGCUGAUUUUACUGUAACACUUUAUGAAAAUUAUUUGGCACCAAUCUUCCAAGGAAUGUGUGUUGGUAAAGAGGUGAUCCAACAAGCCGUCAUUAGACACUAUGGAUUCGAUGACAAGAAACGUACAUUUGGAUUCCGUGAAUAUGAACUUGGAUUUGUUACAGUGUCAAACAAAUCAGUGUCUGGAGGUACUGGUGGCAGUCCAGUACAAACAUUGUCAUUGACUCCAACCGUUAUUACUACAUCGGUCGUCUCGUUUGAUGUUGAUACUGGCAAGGAGAUUGAAUAUUCCACCUCUACAUUGGACUAUAAGUUCAAGGACCGUUGCAAGAGAACUAUUCUUCCAAUUGAUCCAUCCAACCCACUCAUCCUCGACGACACCAAAGAAGAGACCAAACAAAUCCUCAAAGACAGAAACAUCGAUUACACCGUCAAUGACGGACCAUCGACUACCACUAUCCUCGUAGGUAACCAACUCAAGGAUUUCAAGAUAUACCGUAGACUCAAAGUAGAUCCCUCGAUCAAUAUCGAUGAUUUAACAACCAAGAUUGCUGAAUUACUUGGCAAGGAAAAGACUACCAUUAAAGGUCUUCUCAACACUGCCACUCAAAUUUGUUUAGAACCAUCCUUUAAAUUGGAAGAAGAUACUGUUAUUGAUCCAAUCUUUGUUUAA